GUCGAAUCAAGUCAAUUCGCUGCCAACCUUCGCCUGCGCCCGCCUUUUUUUCCAUCAUCGUCAUCUUGGUGUAUUGAUUGUGCGACAGACUUUCGGUCUUUGCGAUCGCUGCCAAGGGAAAUUUGUCGACUGCCCGACUUCGUGUGCAUACCUUUAUUUGCCUGCACAUCAAAAGUCGGGGCGACCUUUCACCAGUCCAUCAAGUCGUCGGCUUACCCCCUUUAGUCCGUGCCGAUCAGACCGUGUCUCAGCCAAUUCACGCUCGCCCGCCUCCCGAUUUUACUGUUGUGAUCCAAGCUCCAGAAAGCUUCGAAGCUUAACCAUCACGUCCAACACGCGGCGUGUCAAUCGCUUCAAAUUCGCCCAUAUAGAAAGACCAAACUGCACUAUAGACAAACAGGUUUCAAAUCCAGUCUCUCCAUCCCUUUCAACCAGGACUUCCCUUCUUGUGGGUGGCUGCAUCCAUUCAGCUACCUACCGAUCGGCCAUGUCAACACCCGGUGCGGACCUGGUCAGCCAGGUCUCCAAUGGCCCUGUCGAUGAGCCAUCUGGGCCGACCACACCCGCUGCCUUGUUAGAAUCGCAAGAGACACUCCCUUCCACCGAAGCGCCUGCAUCCCCGAAUGAAACCGCAGGGUCGUUGAAGUCAGACCGCGUCGAUGAGCGCCCUCAAUCAGCCGUCAUUCCAUCCUCCUUGACGCCGCCUCCAUCUUCUCAACUCCCCACCGUCAACGGCGGCGCAACACAUGCAGAUUUGCCAAACCCAACCAGGGCCAGCAUUCUUUCACCACCUGACACCAGCCUUCCAAGCUCUCGGAGACCGCAAAAUGUCGCGCCGCCGUUUGCACCCCCGGCGCCGGACGAGGUGAUUGGGGCGUCGCCAGACCAGCUGCGACUGAUGGUGGAGCGACUGAUCGUAGAAAACAGGCGAGUCAAUGCCGAAGUUGCAUCCCUCAAGAUGCAGGUACACAUGUCCGACUUUCACCGUGCGGAGGCUGCCAAACGACACAAGGUUGAGCAGGAGAUGCUUUGCCGUGAAGUUGAGGCACUUCGAUCGGCCGAGCACGCGAGGCAGGCUCGCCGAGAGCUGAGCUCGGUCUCUAAUUCAUUCCAAGCCAAGCACUACCAGCUCAAGGUGGCUCACGACGAACUCAUUGACGAACAUGCGGUUGUCAGGAAGAGGCUCAAGGCCGCCAAGAAGCUCAUCCAGGCCAAAGAAGAAGAGAUUGAGAAUUUGAAAGACGACAAGGAGGAGCUUGUGAUACGCCUGAGGGAGAACAGAGACCACCUGAAUGCUUUUCGUAGCCCAGGUGGUAUCUUUCACGGGGGCGUGACGCCCAAGGCUCAGGGCGCGACUUCCCCAACACAACCGCGCAACACACCCCGGCAAACCUCCAAGCCACCACGACGUGAACCUCGGGUCGCCCAAAACCACAAUGAAGCCCCGUUUACAAUGCUGCUCGAGGUCCUGAAUGCGGAGAACAACAGUGCCCCGUCGACCCGGACCACGGCCACCCGACCGAUGCCCAAAAUCUCGUCUAAACAUACCAGGAACGUACAGUCAAUGUCAUCGCUCCCCAUAACUCCCGCGACACGACCCCGUGCGGACUAUGGUGGUCUCCUUCCCUCUGCCGACCUAGUACCGCAGUCUGAGCCACCACACAGAUAUGGAGGACACCGCAUGCAGCUCGUACCGUCCACGCCAGUUAGAGACAGCGGGCGCAAGAGCAGAGAGAGCACAAUCUCGGUUGACGAUAACGCAGAGCUAGCGCGUCAGGCCUUGGCCUCGGUUGCCGCGCAGGCCCAGUCUUUCGCUGCGUCGCAUCAUGCCGCCGCUGGUACCGACAGCGGUAGCUUUCACGGAACUGGAGAUCCGCACCCGUCGACCCAGGGAGAACAGGACGAAGAGGAGGUGUAUGAGAGCCAGGCCAGCCAGGCAGCGUCCGAGAUGCUCCGACGCGAUCCGCGCGAGAGCUUCGAAGUCAUCGCCUCCCGCGACGGGACACCGAAUCCCCCUUCGGCCCCGGCUGAGAAGAGCGCUACGCUGCAGCAGACGCUAUUUGCGGGGAUAGGCAGGAGUGGAGUCGCCAUGGCUACCGAGAAGAGGAAGUUUAGCGGCGGCGCCAACGAUGUGCACAGACAAGAGAUGACCAGCCCACAUAAGAGGGCGAGAAUUGAUGGGAACUUGAGGGAGGGGGGUGUAGGUCUUGGCAUCUACGGCCAGGAUUCCUGAACAUGACUUGUGGAUGUUGACUUUUGUGGAAAGGUUUCCAAGAGCAUUUUUGGGGCGUUCCUCCUGGCACCAGGUUUGCUUGUUGGCUGAGUCUACGGAUUAAGAGACUUGAGCUGACAAAAGUGUUGCAAAUUGGAUAAUGACUAUAUGAGGCACUGGGACUGGCACCUUUGGUGGCAUGAUCCCUUGUAGAAUGUUAUGGCCUAUCUAGGUAGAGAUUAUGAUUUCACGAACGACUCUGUUGUCCAUUUGGAACUAAACUUUGUUCCAUAGGCUGACUGGCCGUGUUCCAAUUCGGGACUAUCUGGCUUUUGUUUGCUAUACCCUACAGAUUGUAAAGCUAGAUACUUCUCUUGCGGGAUUUUAUCUUUGGUUUGAGUAGUGAUAGUCAGGCUCAGUCAACUGCUGCUUGGCCGCAUCAUCGGCUCAAGUGCCGAUGGUUCUCAGAUAGAAAUGUCGAGAUAAGAAAACCAAGGUACAAAAUGGAAAUCCAUUCCCAAUAGCCGCAAAACAGC
This is a messenger RNA of Pyricularia oryzae 70-15, 2748 nucleotides long. RefSeq lists its product as uncharacterized. Lineage: Eukaryota; Fungi; Ascomycota; Sordariomycetes; Magnaporthales; Pyriculariaceae. The record is from RefSeq and is a predicted model, not a curated record. The transcript has a single exon. The coding region runs from base 488 to 2233 and encodes 581 amino acids.